Messenger RNA from Kwoniella mangroviensis CBS 8507, 1377 nucleotides. RefSeq lists its product as uncharacterized. Lineage: Eukaryota; Fungi; Basidiomycota; Tremellomycetes; Tremellales; Cryptococcaceae. Gene Ontology annotation, biological process: transmembrane transport. The transcript is spliced from 10 exons. Gene Ontology annotation, molecular function: transmembrane transporter activity. The coding region runs from base 1 to 1377 and encodes 458 amino acids. Gene Ontology annotation, cellular component: membrane. The record is from RefSeq and is a predicted model, not a curated record.
AUGUCAACUAUCGACGAUAAAUCUUCUGUGGACGAGACUGAAGAUGCCAAUGCGUUUUUGGCUUCUCAUGCAAUUGGUACAUAUACCGACGAGUCGAAUAAGAAAUUACUUCGUCGAAUCGAUAUGUACCUCAUGCCUAUGAUGUGUAUCUCAUAUUGUAUACAAUAUAUCGAUAAAUCAGCUUUGGCCUAUGCUGCUGUUUUUGGAGUCAAGAAAGAUUUGGGUUUGGUAGGACAGGAAUAUUCUCUGUUGACUUCUUUAUUCUAUAUCGGUUAUCUCGUUGCUGAAUAUCCUCAAGCUUGGCUAAGUCAACGUUACCACAUUGGUCGAUUCCUUGGUGUAAUCAUGUUCAUCUGGGGCGGUAUCCUCAUGUGUUCAGCUGCUACCCAAAAGUUUGCCGAUAUCGCCGCUGUGAGAUUUUUCCAAGGUGUAUUCGAAUCUGCUCUUACCCCAGCAUAUAUCAUCGUAACCGGAAUGUGGUACACGAGACGCGAACAGCCAUUCAGAGUAGCGAUCUGGUACUCUAUGAAUGGUUUAGGAAACGCCAUCGGAGCAUUGAUCUCUUAUGGGAUGGGUCUCAUCGAUGGAAAAUUGGAUUCUUGGAGAUACAUCUUUAUCAUUGAGGGUGUCAUGACUAUCAUUUGGAGUUUUGCAGUUUUCGCAAUGUUCCCUUCUUCACCUAUGAGAGUUAGGUGGUUGAAUGAUGCUCAGAAGGUACAAGCUGCAGAGAGGAUCAGGAGUAAUAGAACGGGUAUUUUGAAUAGGGAAUGGAAAUGGGAUCAAGUAAAGGAAGCUUUGGACCCCCGUAUCGAUCCCAGUGGACAUAUUCUAUUCUGGGCAUGUGUAUUGAACGAAGUUAUCAACGGUGGUGUAUCGACUUAUAAAGGUCUGGUGAUUAAAUCGAUUGGUUGGACAGAUCUACAAUCUUCAUUGUUUGGUAUCGCCUACGGUGCAGCAGUAACCAUCGAAAUCGCUUCCUGUGGAUAUUGCGCCAUACGAUUCAAAAAUGCCAGACACUGGUGUAUGAUACUUUGGUUACUACCUUCAGCUAUCGGAAUGAUCCUUCAGAUCACUCUACCGACGUCUAACAAAGCUGGAAAGACCAUUGGUGUGCUGUUGAUGCCUUCUUUUGUCGGUUCUUCGGCUUUAUGUAUGGGUAUCCCAGGUCAAAAUACAGCUGGAUUCACCAAAAGAAGUGUAGUAGUAGGUAUGGCAUUCAUCGGAUAUUGCGUAGGAAAUAUCAUCGGUCCUCUACAGAACAAGCUCAGGGAUAAGAUGGUAGCUGCCGGUCAAGCUCCCGAUCCCUCGAUUCCCGAUGGAGGAGAAUUCGAAGAUUUGACUGAUAAACAGGAUUUGAAAUUCCGUUAUACUUUAUAA